AUGUCGUCCUCGUUCUCAAAUUGGCAGUCCUUUGAAGAUGAGGAAGAUGAGGACGAAGAGGAAACCCUGGAAAAGCAGGAUACAGGGGCCCAAAAAGACAAUGUCAUCUUCGCGGUGGACUGUACGAGACCGAUGCACGAGCCCGAUGAAAACGGAGUGAGCCACUUUCAAGGCGCGCUCAUUUGUGCCGCAAAGUUCUUGCAGAAUAAGAUCAUCCAAGCGGAGUCGGAUAGGCUGGGAAUUGUAUUCUUCGGAACGGAGGAAUCGCAAAACGAGCAAGGAUUUGAGCACAUCUAUGUUCAGUACGACCUGGAUACGCCAGAUGUCGAUCGGAUUUUGGAGCUCGAGAAGAUACAGAAGGGAGGAGCCAAAUCCCUUGGCAGCAACGACGAUUACUCCCUGGCAGAAGUCUUUUGGACCUGCUCGAACAUGUUCUCUGCCAAAGGAGACAAGAAUAGCAUCAAGCGAAUCUUUCUGAUAACUUCAAACGAUGAUCCACAUCGAGGCAACUCUGUAUUGCAACGGAACGCUCGCGUCCGCGCGCAGGAUCUACAAGAUAUCGGCAUUACCAUCACAUUGUUUCCCGUCGAGCGGGAUGAGAAACAUCCUUUCAAUUAUGAGGCAUUCUACCAGGAUUUACCCGGAAUAUCUGGGAAUGAAGAAGACGAGUAUGCCGCGCCGGUGGCGGCAUCACGGGGUUACGAAGAGCUUCAAAAGAAAAUCAGGAGAAGGGAAGUGAAGAAGAGGACGGCAUAUCGAAUCCCUUUCCAUUUGUCUGAGGGAGUUAGCAUUGGCAUCAAGGGGUAUAACCUGGUGAUGGAGGCCAAAAAGGGCAACUACACGUAUCUGGAACGCAAAACAAACGUCGAGGCUCGGACGGAGACCAGCUGGCAAUGUUCGGCCACGCAAGAGUUCCUCCUACCUGCUGACAUGAAGUCCUCAUGGGUGUAUGGUGGUGAGCACAUUGUGUUCACCAAGGAUGAGGUGGCAACGAUUAAGUAUAUGUUUGAGCCUGGUCUGGUCUUACUGGGGUUCAAAGACAGGGCCGCCUUAAAGGACAAGUACAACAUCCGCCCAGCUACAUUCAUCCAACCCGAUGAAGGGGAAUACACCGGCAGCUCUUCGGUCUUCGCACAUCUUCUUCACCGAUUGGCCGCACGCAACAAAAUUGCUAUUGGCCGUCUCACCGCCCGAAGAAACACAGGGCCUAGGAUUGUGGCGCUGCUUCCCGAGGUGGGAUACAUCAAGCGCAAUGGAGACGAGGUCCCUUCAGGCUUUCACGUCAUCUACAUGCCUUUCAACGAUGAUAUCCGUCAUGUGCCACGCUCGAAUGCGCGUGUUGAAACGGAAAACCGCAAGCUGGUUGUCCCAAUCCUCGAGCGAUUGAAGAUCGGCAACUUCAAAACAUCGGACUACGAGAACCCAGUUCUGCAAAAACAUUACGCGAACUUGCAAGCGCUCGCUUUGAUGAAGGAUUAUGCGGAGGAGAUUGACGAUAAAACGCUGCCGAAGACGGAAGUAAUACAUCAACGUGUGGGCGCCGAUAUGGAGACGCUCAAAAUGAUUCUCCUACAAGAUCUCCCGGACAUGCCUGCGACGACCACGAAGAAGCGCUCAGCACCAGCGAGCCGUGCGGCCGAUGGCGCGGCACCCAAAAGGGCGCGGGGUGAUGCAGAUCUUAGUGAAGCGACAUUUCGCGCAAAGGCACAGGAGGGGAAGCUGACGAGCUAUACAGUCGCCCAACUAACAGAGUUCUUACAAAGCAGGGACGUGAAACCCGCGAAAAAGAAAGCGGACCUCAUUGCGCAGAUUGAACAGAGUCUAGGCGUAUGA
Fimicolochytrium jonesii is the source of this 1833-nucleotide messenger RNA. Its product is annotated as SPOC like C-terminal domain-containing protein. The record is from RefSeq and is a predicted model, not a curated record. Gene Ontology annotation, molecular function: double-stranded DNA binding; damaged DNA binding; telomeric repeat DNA binding. Gene Ontology annotation, cellular component: nucleus; Ku70:Ku80 complex. The transcript is spliced from 19 exons. NCBI's taxonomy places the organism in Eukaryota, Fungi, Chytridiomycota, Chytridiomycetes, Spizellomycetales, Powellomycetaceae. The coding region runs from base 1 to 1833 and encodes 610 amino acids. Gene Ontology annotation, biological process: telomere maintenance; cellular response to gamma radiation; cellular response to X-ray.